This is a messenger RNA of Megalopta genalis, 5162 nucleotides long. It is a transcript of the gene Dfd, whose product is annotated as homeotic protein deformed. Gene Ontology annotation, molecular function: RNA polymerase II cis-regulatory region sequence-specific DNA binding; DNA-binding transcription factor activity, RNA polymerase II-specific. The record is from RefSeq and is a predicted model, not a curated record. Gene Ontology annotation, cellular component: nucleoplasm; nucleus. Lineage: Eukaryota; Metazoa; Arthropoda; Insecta; Hymenoptera; Halictidae. Gene Ontology annotation, biological process: positive regulation of transcription by RNA polymerase II; anterior/posterior pattern specification.
GCAGGACGAGCUCACUUUCAUGGCUCUCUGACAGCUUGGCCGGUCGACGCGAUUCCGUACGUCGGUGCAUCUCGGCAAUUACAGUGCGCGGUGACUUUUCGUCGAAACCGAAGGAUCCGAGUAAUCAUUCCCGAGUGACCUCCGCGCGAGUCCUCAGGGGUACAGGGUGCCAAGGUUUUCGAACUUCGGCCGCGGUUCUCGACAGGAUAGUGCGUCGAAGGACAACGGUGGGGAGUCUGUAAUCGAUCGAGAAGUGGUUUUUGUGUCGGAUCGAAGGACCCGAGGAGAUCCGAGAGUUAGCAGAAAACGGUUGCGCAGAGUUGACGGUCGCUCAGGUGAGAAGAAAGAAGUUGGUGCACCUGCCGCAGUGGUUCUCGCGGCGCCACUCACGUGUUGCAUGCGUGCCUCGCUAACCAUGAUGGUCGCGGGCUCCGGUCGGCUCUGAUUGGUCCGGCCCGGGGUCACGUGGUAUGGUAAUUGAGCCCCGGUGGGCGGGAAGGAGCCGAACGAGGCCGCGGAGGUUCGCGUAGGAUCGCGAAAGUGGAAGGCGGAAGGAGAGGAGAGGAUAAGCAGCUGUCCGCCGGGAGUCCGCUGCUGGUCUCUCCGUGGUCUCUCUCUCUCUCUUUUCUCUUCUCUCUUCUCUCUUCUCUUCUCUUCUCCUCUCUCCUCUUCUCUUCCCUUCUCGUCUCCUUUUUCCCGUGGCGUGCACCCUUUCCCCCGUCGGGAGGAAAAAGUCACCCCGUGCCGGGCACGCGGAGAACCAAAGGGGAGAGAGGGAUGUCGGCCAGGGGCCAGCCAGGGUGCAGUGCGGUGUGCGCGCUUCCGAUACGAUGAACAUCGUCAGCAUGGACUGACUCGAGACCGAUCCAAAGAGGACAACAGUGUCUGUCGCUUAGUUUCGCCCGGAAAAAAAAGAGGUCAGUGAUCGCCCGCGAGAUGAGUUCGUUCCUGAUGAAUCCGUCCGCCGGCGGCGGGUACCAUCAUCACCAGCACCAGCAGGCCGCGGGGGCGCACCACCUGGCUGCUACCUCGGUGAUGGUGGACCCGAAGUUCCCACCCAGCGAGGAGUAUAGUCAGAGCAACUAUAUCCCGUCGACCGGCGCCGAUUUCUUCCCGACUAGCGGGGGCGGCCACCACCUGAACCAUCCUCAGUCCCAUCAGCUGCAAUACGGCUACCAUCAGCACCACCAUCAGGCAGCCUCGACCCCGUACGGCGCCUCUUCGGCGGUUCAGCUGAAUGGCGGUUACGCCGGCUACGGCGGCUACUACGGUCCCCAUCAUCCCCAUCACCAAGUGCACGCCGUGCACCAUGCCAGCCUGCAUCCGCAUCACCACGCGGUCGGCGCCCUGGCGAUGCCUCCCGAGGCCCAGCAACCUCCUCUCACCUGUCCAUCCGCGAUGCAGUCGCAACAACAGCCCCAACAGCAACCACCUGUGUCCGCGUCCACCGUCCUCGGGUCCACGCCGCUCUCGCCCGGUAUCAUGCAGAAUCAUGUGCAGGCCCCGCCGCCGCCGGACAGUCUUCAGCAUCAUCAGCCGGCCAGUCAGCACGACAGCAACGCGUGCAGCCCGGCCAGCUCCAGCCAGCUGCACCGCGACAACUCGCCCGAAUUGCAACAGCAACCGACGGCCGGGCAACAGGCCCAGCACAUACAGAACGCGCAACAGCAACAACAGUCGCAGAACCAGCAACAGUCGCAACAGCUUCACGUGGACGACGGCUCCGAUCAGGAUGACAUGGAGGACGAUCAGAUGAUGGACGGGUCGCCCGGCAUGAUGGAGGACGAGGACGACGACGAGGACAACGGGGACCGAGUGAUUUAUCCGUGGAUGAAGAAGAUCCACGUCGCCGGCGUCGCGAACGGCUCCUACCAGCCAGGCAUGGAACCGAAGCGCCAGCGCACGGCGUACACAAGGCACCAGAUCCUGGAGCUGGAGAAAGAAUUCCAUUACAAUAGGUACCUGACGAGACGGCGACGGAUCGAGAUCGCCCAUACUCUGGUGUUGUCCGAGCGGCAGAUAAAGAUCUGGUUCCAAAACCGUCGCAUGAAGUGGAAGAAGGACAACAAGCUGCCGAACACGAAGAACGUGCGGAGGAAGAACGCGAACGGGCAGUCGUCGUCGUCCUCCGCCUCGGCCUCGAAGUCCUCGAAGACGUCCGGCUCGAGGACCAAGCUGCCGACCGGAAACAACAACAGCCAGAGGAAGAACAACAACAAUUCCCCGUCGAGCGGCAUCGACAGCAGUCUGGACUCGAACGUCGGAUUGGACAUGGGCGACGUUCACGCGGUGAACGCUGCUCUUCCGCAUACGAACGUGGUGCACCCGAGCUUCCAAGGUCACCCGCAUCCCCUGGCCCAUCUACAGGCGCAGCUGAGUCAUCACCAUGUGAGCGGGAUGAUGGAGGGCCCGGCGGGGGGACCGUUGGGCCACAUAGGCUCCGGAAGCAUCAGCCCUCUCGCGCCGGCCACCAGUCCAUCCGGACUAUCACAGGUCACAGCUCCCAUCCCGCCGCCGGCGAUCAAGUCCGAUUAUGGCCUCACGGCGCUGUAACAUCCGUCCGUGGGACUGCACUGCGAUAGAACCCAGAGUUUCCACCCUAUGAUCCUCAGCGUCACCUCCUAGGGACCUUGCAACAUCGCAGAUCGAGGACGGGCAACAAUUUCGCGAACCAAAGUCUCGUGGAACUGUGCCGAAGAAGAUCGUUCGUGGGUCCUCUUCGAAUAGGAGUCAUUGGACCUGCGUUUCGGUCUUGAAGCAGCUAGGUUUAGCUACUGAAAGAUCACGAAGCUGUUGGUAUUGGUUCGAAGCUUCCGAGGAAUCGGUACGUAAACUUGGAGCUGGACCAGAGGUGGACUGGAUACUUGGGGAUGGCGGACACAGUUUCUUCCGGCUGACACUCGAGGCUUAAUUAGAUCGAGGCUUGAUUAGAUCGAGGCAAAUUACGGCAAUUACUCGUAUCGGCUUGCUGGUUUCGACGAGCUUUAAACAUCAUGUUGCAAAAGCCCGAUUGGAACUUGGCCUUUCCUCCAGCAAUUGAAGCAAAUUGGAAACGAUCAGAAAGAACGACCUUGCAAGCUCGUCGAAAUCGCCCGAACGAUCGUGCCGCACCUACUUGCUCCAGUUGUCUCCGAGUCGCUGACCGUCGCUGCGACUACUGGGACCGACCCCAGAAGACCUCUCGGUGCUCGAAGACUGACAACGUGCGGCAAACUUGAAGACUGUCGAGUGUUUUCAAGUGGACUUUGAGACUCGGUGCGAAGGAAGUGCGGGGAAUGAUUGAGACGGUGUAAAUGACUCGGGCAGUGAUCACCUUCGGGUCUGAGACUGAAUUUGUGAGAGGCUUCCGAUCUGGUAUGUCCGAAUUGAUUUUUCUAUUCCCGUUUCACUCGGUCGGCGAAUUUUAGAUCGAUAGCAGACUUCAGAUUCGUGAUGGUUUUAAAGAAAAUGUUGGACUGCAGAAUGGUCGUUUCCGAUCGUAGAUAGGUUAGCUCGAUGCUUCAGCAGGCCUCAGAUUUUUCUGAACUUAGGGAAAAUGUUGGCGACAGUGUUCAGUUCAUCAAAAGUCGGAUUUGAUUGAAUUUGUAGCUUUCAAUAAAUGUUUUCUGCUGUUACGAUCCCGAUGAGAUAAUAAUUCUUUUCGUUCAAUAAUUCGAAUCUUAGACUUUUGUGGAUUUAUCAGAAACGCUGAAUCAAGUCUACAGAUUAUUAUGAAUCCCUAACGGACUUAAAAUUAUCGAGGAUUUAUUGAGAAUACUGAACGAAGUCCAACACGGUGGUUACAUUUAAUUUGCACAGAUUAAUUCAAAGCUGUAACAGCCUUCGCAUUUUAACGAAUUCGUAGAAACUGCCGAAUCGAAUCCAGGAAACUGAACAACUCGAACUCUACAAAGAAACGAUGUUCACGUAAUGACAGGAGUUCUAGUUGCAGUUUCUUGUCGGAUACGAAUGAAAAGCAUUAGCACGGAACCGUGAAGUCAGCUGAUAGAAAAUGAUUAGAAACUGUACUACGGAAACUACGCGGACGAUUCUGAUUCUAUCGAAAGCUGUGAUCCGCCGAGUACCAAUUCCCGCAGACAACGCGACAACUUUAGAACGGAAAAGAGAGAACGAACGCAUCGUUCCACAAUACUGUAAAUACACCGGGACACUUGAUUGUGUAUAUAGUCGUGUAAAGAAAGUCUUAUCGCUAUUGUGAUUAAACCGUGCUUCGUAUGCUAUUGCCUAAGUGUGCGACGUGUCGAGUGUUGGAAGACUUAUCGAUUGUGCUUUAUUUAACGGAUACUGGUGACUCUGCCGAAGGUUUCGAGGGUCUGCAGCGACGAGAGAACGUGUGGCGUGGGACGUUUGACAGGAAUCAAGAUCGCGAACGUUUGGCAUUAGCUUAGAAUUAGAAACCGUAGACGUUUCUUUACGCGGGCGUAUGUUCUGUUCUCGCGUUCGGUGUCGAUCGUUCGGUCGAAUCGAAGCUGACCGCGAGUCGAUCGAAGCCGACCGCGAGUCGAUCGAAGCCGACCGCGCAAAGUAGAGCUUCCUGUCAUGGUCGGCCGCGCCGCGGAUCUCUUACGGUUCACGGAGAUUACCGCGAAUCGGUCACGUCACGAGCACCCUGUAAAUAUCGCCUGCCCCCCAAAAAUCCACGAGAUGACGUCUAUUUUUGUCGAGAACGUACGCGGAGAACGACCAAGUUAGUGUAUAGCGGUUAGGCUAGCGACCUGACUCGGACCGGAAGUAUGUACUAUGGAGCGACGAGUAGCAAUCAAACGACGAAAUGCACAGAGCCGCUGUGACGAUAUACCAAAACGAUGUUUAUCAGAUUAUAUUAUAGGGAAACGUAGAGAUACUAAGAAUUAUGCGACACGUUCAUUCUAAAGAAUGCGAGGGAAUUUGUGUGAUUGUGUUGCUGAGAAAUAGAGAACGAAAGAGAGAGUGAGAAAAAGAUAAUAGUGUAAUUAGCGAGUUCUAACAGCGCACGAGUUUACAAGAACAUUCUAUUAAGUGUGACAUUAUAUUCCUUGAUAUCCUAUCGAUAAUGUAUAUAGCCUGUACGAUAAGAACCGUAUUUGGGCACACUCCGAUGCUUAUGUUUAUAUUGAUCGUGAUGAUCGAUCAAAUACAAUCGUGAAGUAAAUAAAUCAAUAAAUAAAUGUUUCAUAAUUUAC